AUGCAGUUCCUCAACUUUCUCCUAGCUUUUCCGGUCGUCCUACUCCAGCUUGCCGGAGUCGCCCACGCCGCUCCCCGUGGUGCCCCCAACACGACCACCCUUCCCGGUGUGAUCGUCCAUAACACCAACGGCUUCGAAUGGCUCUCCCUGCCUUCCUCUGCCAAUUUCUCCCUUCCUGCUUUAAACCUCACGAAUCUUCUUGAGCUCUCCUUCGCCGGCCUUCCGCUCCCCGAUCUCCCCUCCGGCAUUCCCGCCCCCAGCCGCCUCUCCAACCAGAUCGUCGUCCAUGCAGCCGUCAACACGCUCCACUGCGAGACCUCGGACGCCCCACCGUACCGCAUGUACUCCGAAAAGAUUCUUGAGGCGCUAAAGAAGAUGUCGAAUAAGUGGUGCUGCAUCGACAAGGCGGCGAACGGCGGCGACCCGUGCAUCAGGAUGCUCAGCGCAGGAUUCCCCAAGCCCGGUGCUGCCGCUACCGAUAUCUGCAACUACUCCCACCUCAACCAUAUCUGCAUGACUUGUGGUACUGCCGCGCAGGCCAUUGAGAUGAUCCUCGAUGGGUGUACCAAGGGCGAGAUCGUGAACUGGAAACAAGCGGGUGGUUAA
Molecule: messenger RNA, 606 nt
Organism: Tricharina praecox
Lineage: Eukaryota; Fungi; Ascomycota; Pezizomycetes; Pezizales; Pyronemataceae
Exons: 1
Coding region: 1-606 (201 amino acids)
Source: RefSeq, a predicted model, not a curated record